Molecule: messenger RNA, 2164 nt
Organism: Penaeus indicus
Lineage: Eukaryota; Metazoa; Arthropoda; Malacostraca; Decapoda; Penaeidae
Product: protein henna-like
Exons: 8
Coding region: 163-1464 (433 amino acids)
Biological process (GO): L-tyrosine biosynthetic process; L-phenylalanine catabolic process
Molecular function (GO): phenylalanine 4-monooxygenase activity; iron ion binding
Source: RefSeq, a predicted model, not a curated record
GCAGACCUUUUGCCUGAAGCGAGUCGUUGGUCAAUACCAUAAUGAAGGUCACGGCUGAACGACUAUAAAUAAGCAACGUUAUAGAAUUGUACGGCAGUUGCGACCUAGACUCGCUGAAAGAAGGACCACCUGUUUCAAAGACGGAUAACAAAACCAACGCUGAUGGAGGGCGGACAAUACAUCUUGGAGGGCGACGAGGAGGCCAAGAGCACCACCAUCAUCUUCUCCAUGACGGAGGAGGUCGGCGCCCUGGCCAACGCCCUCAAGAUAUUCCAGGCGCACAACGUGAAUCUGAUGCACAUCGAGUCGCGGCCGUCGCGGCGCGAGGCCAAGUACGAGUUCAUGGUGGAGUGCGACUCGUCGACGGGCAACCUGGGUUCGGCCAUGGAGCAGGUCAGGAAACAGUGCUCCUACUUCCAGGUCAUCUCCAGGGACCACCACAACAACAAAGACACCGUCCCCUGGUUCCCCCGCAAGAUCAGCGACCUGGACCGCUUCGCCAAUCAGAUCUUGUCCUACGGUGACGAGCUGGACGCUGACCAUCCCGGAUUCACCGACCCCAUCUACCGCACCAGGAGGAAGAUGUUCGCGGAUAUCGCCUAUAAUUACAAGCACGGGCAGCUGAUUCCCCGGGUGGAAUACAGCCAGGAGGAGAUCGACACGUGGGGCACCGUCUUCAAGAACCUCACCAAGCUGUACAAGACGCACGCCUGCAGGGAGCACCAGAACGUCUUCCCGCUCCUCAUCGAGAACUGCGGCUACCGGGAGGACAACAUCCCCCAGCUCCAAGACGUUUCUGAUUUCUUGAAAGACUGCACAGGCUUCACCCUGCGCCCCGUGGCCGGACUCCUCUCUUCGCGCGACUUCCUGGCCGGCCUCGCCUUCCGCGUGUUCCACUCCACGCAGUACAUCCGCCACCCGAGCCGCCCUCUGUACACGCCCGAGCCCGACAUCUGCCACGAGCUGCUAGGCCACGCCCCCCUCUUCGCCGACCCCGCCUUCGCACAGUUCUCCCAGGAGAUCGGCCUAGCUUCGCUCGGCGCCCCCGACGAGUUCAUCGAGAAGCUUGCCACCUGCUACUGGUUCACGGUGGAGUUCGGGCUGUGUCGACAGAACGGAGAAAUUAAGGCAUACGGCGCCGGCCUACUCUCCUCCUUCGGCGAACUGGAAUACUGCAUCUCCGACAAGCCCGAGCUGAGGCCGUUCGAGCCCUCAAAGACAUGCCUGCAGAAGUACCCGAUCACUGAGUACCAGCCGGUGUACUACGUGUCCGAGAGCUUCGAGGACGCCAAGCAGAAGUUAAUCCAAUUCGCCGCCACAAUCCCCCGGCCCUUCACCGUCCGCUACAACCCCUACACGCAGUCAGUGGAAAUCCUCGACUCGAAACCCCAGAUCCAGAGCUUGGUCCGCGAGAUGAGCUGUAACAUGCAGAUCCUCAUGGAUUCUCUCAUCAAGCUCAGUUAGGGGGAGGCGCGUGGUGUGUGUCGUAGGUGCUUUGGAAGUGAAUACGAUGGAAUAUAUAUAUGUGUGUGUUUAGAUAUGAAAGUGUUUAAGAUAAUAAUAUAAUGAUGUGUGUAGGUUAUAGUGAGAGAAAAAAAAGAAAUAAGGUGAAUUGGUUUGGAGAUAGGGUAAAAUCCUUCGAGGUGUUGCUUGAGUAUUUUUACUUAACCUUGUUCUCGAGUACCAACUGAAUACAUGCGGUAGAACGAUAUUGUAAUUUGUUAUUACGGAUGACACAAUCGAAACCAAAUUAUAUUAAAUGAUAAAUCGAUAGGUAAGCAGAUAGGUAUUCAGUAAUGACUCCACAAGGGCUUCGCAAACUAAAGACUCUUAUGAUGUUCUCUCCUCGUUAAAUUGUUUGAUAAAAAAAAAAGAAACAAAAAGAGUUUAAUGUUGAAAUUUUGCUCAGUUGCUGACUGUAGUAUCUAUAGGCAGGUUGUAUCAUUUGAGUUGGAAAAACAAGUCUAAAGUUCCAGAAUGCAUCGAUUGGGUCAUCUUGCCCGUUUUCCUGUGGUAAAACUGAUGUGUUUGUGUAUAUAUAGAAUAAUUAUAUCUUAAGCCCCACAGAGUGUAGUUUGGCUGUGGCUGUGCAAUAUUAUUAUGUAAUUAAGCAUGUAUCGACAAAAAUAUUUUGAAUCUAUAAUAAACGCUUUUACAAACGUUA